Molecule: messenger RNA, 612 nt
Organism: Coprinopsis cinerea okayama7#130
Lineage: Eukaryota; Fungi; Basidiomycota; Agaricomycetes; Agaricales; Psathyrellaceae
Exons: 3
Coding region: 1-552 (183 amino acids)
Cellular component (GO): endomembrane system; membrane
Source: RefSeq, a predicted model, not a curated record
AUGACCUCCUCCUGGUUCCCGUUCCUUUCCCAAUUCGACCUAUCGCCGUCGUCUAUAGCGACCUACUCUCUCGCUAUUGGACUACCCAUACUCUAUGUUCUAGCCAAAUCGUUCCUAGCCCCGUCAUCGCCCUCGCACAGCCAGGAAACAGAGGCUCAGGAUACGGCGAAGGAGACGCUCAAGAAGCCGUUGAAGCCUAUUAUGCAGCCCCCGAGCGAGAACUUGGCUCCUCCGAAGGACGACCCGUAUACGCCAGAGGAGCUGACCAAGUAUGACGGGAAGGAUGGGAGGCCCAUUUAUGUCGCGAUCAAGGGCACCAUCUUCGACGUUACUCGCAAAGCUGACGUCUAUGGACCCGGAAAGUCGUACUCCAUCUUCGCUGGCAAGGAUGGAAGCAAGGGGUUGGGGAUGUCCAGUCUCAAGGCAGAGCAUGCGAUUGCGGACUAUAGUGAUUUGGGCGAGACGGAGAGGAAGGUGCUGGAUGACUGGUAUGCGUUCUUCAGUAAGAGGUAUAACAUCAUUGGACGCGUGGUCCCUAGCUCGUCGUCGUGAUGUUGGACAAGCUGUGUAUUCGCGAGUCUAUCGUUGCAAUAUACCUGGUUUACGACUCCA